GAGAGAGGAACGUAGGAAGCAAUGCACGUCGGUCGGCCUUACUAAAUGCUGUUGUCAACCAAUUCCCUUUCCUUCCCACCAUCUAGGAAUCGGGCUGGCACUGGUAGCUGCAGUGAAAGGUUACCGCUGCAUCAUUGUCUUGCCGGAGAAAAUAAGCAUGGAGAAGGUCGAUAUUCUGAAGGCGCUGGGUGUUCAAAUUGUGAGGACCCCGUGCACUCGCUUUGACGCCUUGGAGUCUAACAUUCGUGUUGCCUGGAAGCUGAAGAGUGAAAUCCCAAACUCUCACAUCCUGGACCAGUACCGAAAUCCAAGCAACCCCCUGGCUCAUUACGACACCACAGCUGAGGAGAUCCUGGAGCAAUGUGAAGGUAAGAUCCACAUGGUGGUGAUUGGGUCUGGCACAGGAGGCACCGUCACUGGCGUCGCCAGGAAGCUGAAGGAAAAGUGCCCGGAAUGCAAGAUCAUUGGUGUAGAUCCAGAUGGCUCCAUCGUCGCUCUGCCCAGUGAGAUGAACAGGACGACCACCACAACCAUCGAGGUGGAAGGCAUUGGGCAUGACUUCAUUCCUACUGUCCUUGACAGAUCAGUGGUUGAUCAGUGGUACAAAUGCAACGACAGAGACUCGUUCCUCAUGUCUCGCAGGCUGAUCAGAGAGGAGGGAUUAUUGUGUGGUGGCAGCUCGGGCAGUGCCAUGUCCGUCGCCGUGCGGGCUGCCAAGGACCUGAAGGAAGGUCAGCGCUGCGUUGUCAUCCUGCCUGACUCCGUCAGGAACUACAUGUCCAAAUUUUUGAAUGAUAAAUGGAUGAUAAAAAAUGGUUUCCUAAAUGACGUCCAGGAGCACAAGCCUUGGUGGUGGAACAUCAAGGUGCAGAAACUGAAUCUCUCAGCCUCUCUCAUUCUCCUCCCGGAAGUCAGCUGUCAAAAGGCAAUUGAGAUCCUCCAGGAGAAGGGAUAUGACCAAGCUCCUGUUGUUGCCGAGUCAGGGCUUAUUUUGGGAAUGGUGACCCUCAGCAACACCCUCACCUCUGUGCUGGCUGGAAACGCACAGUUCUCAGACCCCAUUACGAAGGUCAUCUACAACCAGUUCUCAAAGAUUGGCCUGGAGGACAGCCUCGGGAAGCUUUCCUGCAUCUUGGAGAACAACCAUUUUGCUAUUGUUGUACACGAGCAAAUGCAGUUCAAUGGAAACGGCAGUUCCUUCAUGAAGCAGAUGGUGUUUGGUGUGGUCACCUCAAUGGACCUCCUCACCUUUGUCAGCAGAAACGACAAGAAGUAG
Molecule: messenger RNA, 1276 nt
Organism: Tauraco erythrolophus (red-crested turaco)
Lineage: Eukaryota; Metazoa; Chordata; Aves; Musophagiformes; Musophagidae
Source: RefSeq, a predicted model, not a curated record